Molecule: messenger RNA, 870 nt
Organism: Penicillium odoratum
Lineage: Eukaryota; Fungi; Ascomycota; Eurotiomycetes; Eurotiales; Aspergillaceae
Product: tudor domain-containing protein
Exons: 3
Coding region: 1-870 (289 amino acids)
Biological process (GO): negative regulation of DNA-templated transcription
Molecular function (GO): DNA-binding transcription factor activity
Source: RefSeq, a predicted model, not a curated record
AUGUCGGACGUUGCAGCCUUGGAGGCGGAGGUCAAGGAAUUCAAACUUCAGCUUGAAACUAUCCAGUCUAGCUUGCAGGUAGAUCCCGAUAACACAGAACUGCAAAGUCUCAAAACUGAACUCGAAGAACUUAUAACCCUUACCGAAACUGCCAUUGCCGAACUUGCGCCAUCUGCACCCAUCGCAUCUAAGCCUCAGCAAUCCUCAGCCAAGAACGCAUGGUCAAGAGAGCCUGGUCCCGGAAAACCGGCCACCGAUCACGAUGAAACCCCACCUGCGCCUGUUUCGUUCGCUGUCAACGAUAAUGUUCUGGCCCGCUGGGUGUCGGGAGAUGGUUCAUUUUAUCCGGCGCGCGUCACGUCUAUCACAGGAUCAUCCAGUAACCCUGUUUAUCUCGUGUCGUUCAAAUCCUACGGCACUGUGGAGAACUUGACGGCCAAGGACAUUCGAGCCGUCUCCGGCACUGAUUCGCGUAAGCGCAAGGCUGAUGGCACUCCAGGAAGCUCGGCGUCGCCAUCACCCGCUCCGCCAUCCUAUUCCAAUGUGAUCUCAGCCGCAGCCGAUAUCAAUCCCACUUUGGCCAAUCAAGCUCGCAAUGAACCCAGCAAGGCCACCGAUGGGCCAGCUCGGCCCGCCAAGGCUGCGCGAAAGGUCAAGGCGAACAAAGAACUGGAGGCGGGAAAGAAUAAAUGGCAGGACUUUGCAGCCAAGGCCAAGGGCAAGACCAAGAUUGGCAAAAAGGAGAGCAUGUUCCGCACGGGCGAUGGAGUGAAUGCACGAGUGGGAUUCACUGGUUCCGGACAACAGAUGCGCAAGGACCCUACUCGCACCCGUCACAUAUACCAGCAGACUGACGAGGAGGGCUACUGA